UCACAGAAUGAUCAUCUUUUCAACCGUCAGUAGCUGAUAGAAAGCAGAUCAAACAGUUCUGUUCUAGCUCUGGUGCCUUGAGAUACCAUAGAAACCAUGAUUACUUUCAGGACCUAAUGGUGCAUUGUGGAUGCUCAUAAUUCUUUUCUGACCUUUGGAGGUGCUGUUCUUUUUCUGGAAAACUCCAUCUUCUGUACUACCAACUUUAGCAACGGUGCAAGUUUUCUGAGCAUUUUGGGCAACAAUGGGGAUUGGCAAGAACACUACUUCGAAGUCUGUAGAGGCGGGAAGCCCAACAGAGGGCAAAUAUGAGGAUGAAUCCAAGCAUCCUGCUUUCUUCACGUUACCGGUUGUUAUAAACGGUGGUGCAACAGCCAGUGGUGAUCAAGACACAGAAGAUACAGAGCUUAUGGCAAUAUACACUACAGAAAAUGGAAUUGCAGAAAAGAGUUCCUUGGCAGAGACACUGGACAGCAGUGGAAGCUUAGAAGCACAAAGAUCAGACAUGAUAUACACGAUUGAGGAUGUUCCUCCCUGGUACCUCUGCAUAUUCUUGGGUUUACAGCACUACCUUACCUGUUUCAGUGGUACAAUAGCAGUGCCCUUCUUACUAGCAGAUGCUAUGUGUGUGGGAAUUGACCAGUGGGCUACCAGCCAGCUGAUUGGGACCAUAUUCUUCUGCGUGGGAAUCACAACUUUGUUACAAACAACCUUUGGAUGCCGGUUACCUUUAUUUCAAGCCAGUGCUUUUGCAUUUUUGGCUCCAGCCAAAGCGAUUCUCUCUUUGGACAAGUGGAAAUGCAAUGCCACAGCUGUAACGAUUACAAAUGGAACGACAGAGCUGCUGCACACAGAACAUAUCUGGUAUCCCAGGAUACGAGAGAUCCAAGGUGCUAUUAUCAUGUCAUCUUUGAUAGAAGUGGUGAUUGGGUUUUUGGGCCUGCCGGGGGCACUCCUGAGAUAUAUUGGGCCCUUGACCAUCACACCGACAGUGGCUCUCAUUGGGCUCUCCGGUUUCCAGGCUGCAGGAGAAAGAGCUGGCAAACACUGGGGCAUAGCCAUGCUGACUAUUUUCCUAGUGCUGCUGUUUUCUCAGUAUGCCCGAAACGUCAAAUUCCCUUUACCAAUUUACAAGUCCAAGAAAGGAUGGACUGCAUACCGGUUGCAACUUUUCAAAAUGUUUCCUAUCAUUCUUGCCAUUCUGGUAUCAUGGUUGCUGUGCUUCAUCUUUACGGUGACGGACGUCUUUCCUCCUGAUAAAACAAAGUAUGGAUUUUAUGCGCGCACUGAUGCCAGGCAAGGAGUGCUCUUGGUAGCACCAUGGUUCAAGGUUCCCUAUCCAUUUCAGUGGGGAUUACCAACUGUUUCAGCUGCAGGCGUCAUUGGGAUGCUCAGUGCGGUGGUUGCCAGCAUCAUCGAGUCAAUUGGUGAUUAUUAUGCCUGCGCAAGGUUAUCUUGUGCUCCUCCACCACCAAUCCAUGCAAUAAAUAGAGGCAUUUUCAUAGAAGGCCUUUCUUGUGUACUGGAUGGCAUAUUUGGUACUGGAAACGGAUCCACUUCUUCGAGUCCUAAUAUUGGAGUCUUGGGAAUUACAAAGGUUGGAAGCAGGCGUGUUAUUCAGUAUGGAGCAGUCUUUAUGCUGCUGCUUGGAACGGUUGGCAAAUUCAGUGCUUUGUUUGCAUCUCUCCCCGAUCCAGUGCUUGGAGCUCUUUUCUGCACCCUUUUUGGGAUGAUUACUGCAGUAGGGCUGUCAAACCUUCAGUUCAUCGAUUUGAAUUCUUCCCGGAACCUCUUUGUGCUGGGCUUUUCUAUCUUCUUUGGAUUAGUCCUUCCGAGUUACCUCCGACAAAACCCUUUGGUCACAGGAAUAGUCAGCAUUGAUCAAGUGCUCAAUGUUCUUCUUACCACAGCCAUGUUUGUUGGGGGUUGUGUAGCAUUUAUUUUGGACAACACAAUUCCAGGAAGUCCCGAGGAAAGAGGAAUCCGGAAGUGGAAGAAAGGAGUGGGCAAAGGCAGCAAAUCCAUGGAUGGCAUGGAAACCUACGACUUGCCUUUUGGCAUGGAAGUGAUCAAGAAGUACAGAUGUUUCCGUUUCUUGCCCAUCAGCCCGACCUUUAUGGGCUACACAUGGAAGGGCUUCAGGAAAGAAGCCCAGGAGGAGGACUCGGAGGCUACCGUAUAGCCCCUGCCGACAACACCUCCCUUCCAUUCUUGCUGUAGUUAUAGACAGAUCUGCAGUUACUUGCUGAUUUUUAUUUUAUUUUGUAUAUUUGCAUUUUAAAUUCUGGAACCAGAGCCGAGACAGAUUCUAAAAAUAGCUUUCCUGUGGUGGGCAGUGAUCGCCAUCUGUAAUGUCUCUCUUUAGUGAACAUGAUGCUUGGCUUUAUUUUAAAAACUUUGUUUAAACAAGUUAUCCCAAAUUUUAGCACAGUGGCUGAUCUAUUGGAAAAUUUAAAUCCGGCUUCAAAAUAGCAUUAGCAAAAUAGCAUUAGCAAAAUAGCAAUGGUAAAUAGCAUUUCCAUAAACGCAGUGUCCUGUUUGCACGAGUUACAUUCCAUUUCUUUACCCCUCGUGAACCUGCAGUCAGUUCUUAUUUCUGACAAACUGUAGCAGAGCAUGUCAUAGCGGGCAGUACUUUUGAAAGUUUUUUUCCCAACAAUAGGAAUAGAAUUGCUGUACUGAUAACUGAUGCCCUUUAGUACAUGGUUUCUUUGCAUAAGAGCAAUAGUGGAAUUUUUUAAAAAUUGACAUUGAUCCUGGAACUCUCGGUCAGACUGAAGAUUUCAAAGCCUAAAAGUUGCUGGGUGUGUCUUGAGCUGUCACUCAGUUGCACAUCCUUUAUCUGGCAAUAGGAACACCUGAGCACUUCAUGUAUUCCACAUCCCAGCACUUAAUGUAUUCCACAGAAUAGCUAUUAAAGACCUAGAGUCACUAGACCUCAAAAGGAUAAUCCAGGUAGUGUCUAUUUUAUCUCUAGAUUUUUCUAAUUUGUUUUAAGACGGUUGGAGGCAGAACAAUUCUGCUGGUCUUUGUCUUUUUUUAAAAAAAAAUUUUUUCUGAGCUGAACUGAACAUCUGACCUUUUAAAAUAACAGAUGAGACGUUAUGUAUGACAUCACUGUCCACCAGGUGGUUUAACGGGUAUUGGGGACCCUCUGCGGGUGCCAUUUGACUUUAUUUUCCUGUAUUAGUCUUGGCUCUGAUGUUAUGUGGCUGUUAAUACUCAUCAUGCAUUCAUAAUUAUUAAAAUGUUAUUCCAGUUUAAUGUUCUUACUAUUGCAAAUUAGUUUCUAGACAUCAAUAUUUUGUCUGUAUGUAUGGCUUUCCCCCCUUUAUUGUGUCCCAGAAAGUGUUUUGUUCAAAGCUGUGGAAAGAUUUGUCAGGGAGGCAUUGAGAUAAGUGUUCUCUCAAGGCCAGUAUGCUCUGAGGUACUUGCUUUGCUGUAUCCUUUGUUUUUGAAGCAAAUAAUGUAAUUUUUUUUCAUCAGACUCCUAAAGUUGGCUACUAAAAAAAGAGCAGAACAGCCUUUGUUUUAUCUCUGAAGCUAUGGGGGGGGGGUUGGGUUGGGUUGGUGAAAGGCCUCAAAGGGCCUUGGUGUAUCGGUAUUGAAAGGUGCAUAAUGGGAAUGAAGCGGUCAGUGGUGUAUAUUUCACCAUGUUUCCUGCCAUUUGUGCGGCAUCCUUCUUGUAGCGAUUUUGUUUUGGUGAAAUUCAGAUUAGUUUCACUUUCUGAUCUCUGUUCAACUUGUUUUUCAAUAGUUUGCCAGGUUGGAGUCAAAUUAAAAUAAGGCAACAAAAAAUGAUUAUGUUAGGGCUGGCACGUAGUCUUUUAGAGGUCCUCUUGCAUCCUUGGGAACUGCUUGUGAGUUUUGGUUGACAGUGCUACAGCAGUGAUUCUGUGCAUACUGACAUAGGAAUAAGUUUCAUUGAGUACAGUGGGACUUGCUUCGAUGUAAAUAUGUAGAGGGUAGGACUGCAUCUUGCUCUUUUCCUCCCUGUGUUUUAUGUGCAACCAAAGAAAUGGAGGAGGACAACCAUCUCGGUUGAAUAGUGGUUAUAUAAUUAUGUCAGAUGCCAAAGCCCAUCCUCCCCCCCCCCCCGCCCCCAUGCUGGUCUUGUUCAUGGCUGGCCUCUCUUUUCUCCUCCGGCUAAAGAACCAGUUGUACCUUAAUGCAGAAUCAAAAUAUUGCUGAAGGUGACUUACAAACAGGGUUUGUUGAGGAGCAAGUUCCGAGGAACUUGGGCAGGAAUAAGUCCUCAGUGGAUUGUGUCCAGCAUUUUUACAUGAGAUACGUGGUCUAGUCAGAACCCGUGUGUUUCAAGCAUCUUAAUAUUGUGUUAAUGUCCAUCUCCUUGCUUGACUGUAUUUUAAAAAAAAUCUUUGGGUGAAAUGGAACCAACAGCUGGUUCAUACAUUGCACAGAAGUGACUCAUAUUUCCUAUCUCACUGUAGCCAUGAUGUGUGAAUCUCAGCUAACUUGAAAGGCUUACAGUGACUGUAUUAACUGCACCAAACUGUAAGUAUGCAGUAGAGGCGAGCACAUUUGCCAAAGAUUUGCAUUGCUUGCAAACAGAAUCUGGUUUUUCAAAAUGAUUCUGCUGGAAAAAUCCCAGACUUGAGGGAAGAUGGAUUUGUUUUGAUUUUAAAGGUGAAGUGACGAAAGCCAGCCUUCUGAGCUUGUAAAAGCAACCACCAGAGGGUGCUGCAAACACCUGUAGUAGUUAGUAAAGGUUUUAAUGGCAUGGAUGCUUGAUGGUAGGCUGCUAUGAGGAGAGGACUCCGAACGUUGAGUAUUUCUAAAGUUGAGAUAAUAAAGGCGGAAUUAAUGCCUACCUUUAUUUUGUCUUGUAAAAAAGACCCCCUCCCCCAAAAGGAAGUUUCUGAUCAAAGAUUGCAAACUGUCAUGGUCACAGCUGACUGUAAUGUGAAGCACCUCAGAAGCAGCUCUUGCGUGGCCAGGCAGCACAUAAGACAGCUAAUGGGGCGCAAGCUGCCAGGGAAGAUCUCCGGCAAAAAUGCCGUUGAAAUGAAAGAGCGUAGCAUCCAUUCAUUUCAAGAGAGCAUCAGCAGGAGAACAUCAUCCCAGUAUCCUGAGCCUGCGUUAGUUGAGAAGGGGGCGUUAUCAUUUGGUGUAUCUGUAUCAGGCACCGAAAUGUCUUCAGAUCUGCUCUGCUGCUUGCAUUUGUACAGAGAGAAUUCUGGGAUUUCCUUUGUGUUCAAAGGUCUGUUCUGGUGUUUGGAGGUUAAAUGAACCUUGGCUGGUGAUUGAUGGGCUUCAAAUGUUUAUCAUUCUGUACUGAACUAGCGUAAUAGCUGGAUGCUUACAUGUAUCCUAUUGUUAUAUGUAGCUGGAAGAGAGUAAAAAAAGGCUGUGACUGCUUUAAAUUAUAUCUUUGCAUGUGGCUGCCUGUCUUUUUCUAUGAGCUAAAUUAAACCAGACUGUCUAGAGAGGAUGCCCAGUGGAAGGGCUGGUGAAAAAGCACUGACAAAUGUCCACAACAAGAAGCAAAUAUCCAUGACAGAAGUAACUGCUGUGUCAUGCCAAUGAUGUAUAAACCAUAUAUUCAAACUGAAACCAAUUUGGGGGCUUUUGUAUGUACACUGUAAACUUAUGUUAAUAUUUUGGUUAAAUUAAGUACUCUCGACAAAGAUCUUUGAAUGUGUCUUAUAAAAUGAUGCCUCUUGAAUUUAUAUUUAAUUGCUAAUUUUAUCAGUGGUUGAAAAAAAAUGUACUAUUCAAAUUGGACUAAGCUGCAUCAGGGAGGGCAUUUUUAAAUUUACAUAGUCAAUUUGUUUUACACCGUUUAAUACUAACUUUCAAUAUGGCGACUUUGUACAUGAAUAUUUCAGUAUUUUAUUUCCAUAGACUUAAAAAAAAAAAAAAGACAACAACAACCAACCAGUAACAUUUCCUCCCAGGAUAAUUGUCACAGGAUUUCUGGGUGGGAGUGAUUUGAUUGUCAUGACAGUGUCAUGUGGUGAUAGAAUUUCUUCAUUGAUGAAUUCCUAGCAAUUGUGUAUACUUUAUUUACCCAUGCUUAUCUUAAUAACUGAAAAUAAAAAGAGCUCUUGAUUACCUUCUUACUUAAAACAUAGGGUACUGGCAGGUAGAGGUUUAAAUAGUGGCGAGAGAAAAAGUUGAAAAUGGAGCUGGCUCAACUUAGGAGAUAAGGUGUGCAGCCUCCCUCCCCGGUUGGUGGAUUUGGGUUCUGGCCCCCAGAAAGGUAGCAGAGUGGCAAACAGUCCUGUUCUGUGGUAAAGUUCUCCUGUGCAACCCUCACAAAUGUUAACUACAGUGCUUUUGUACAGCACGCCAUCGGUUUCAACUGAGGCUUGUGUAGGAGGAUUUCCCUGUGGAUUGCAUGCCAAGUUAAUUGGGGUUUGUGCGCAGAUGGGGAAACACCUUUGGCAUUAGGCACCACAGCACCUUAAGCCAGCUCUGAUUGAGAACCAGUUAUGCUGCAAAAGAGGUCAAUUAGAUGCAAGAUUCAGCAGCCAGACUAAAACGUACCAGCUUCUUACUCAUGGCAUAAACCAGACUGUGAUCUUCUGCCAUCUAUGAAGUGCCAUCCUCCAACAGUGUAGUUUUGGGUUGCUACCUUCUUCCUCCACCCCCCUCUGUUUCCACCUCAUGUUCAGGUCUACACCAGCCAUGUCUUCUGAGCGAGCAUCACAAUGACAUAUGGGGUUACCAAAAGGCAUGCACAGGGCUUAGUGGGGUGUGUGUGGGGGGAAGAGUACAGUGGUAGGAAAGGCAUGGCAUUAGAAGCUGUGGGGUUAGGUUUUUUGCCUGGAGCAAAGCCUAAAUUACUGGCUCCUGUGUGUUGUCGUUUUUUUACUGCAGUUUGUUGCAGUGGUGGACUUGGGGAAGACGGGGGGGGGGGGGCUGUUUUUCCCAGCCAGAAAGCAGAUGAUGCAACCUGCUUGUACGCAUGUAUCAGAAUGCUUGUUAUUUACUGGCCAAUUUAAAAUCAAAGGGCCCCUCCUCCAUCCUUGCUUUAGGUGUAAGGACCAACCUCCUUCACAAGUGACUCUCACCUCUGUUGGAGCUGUGCCUCCAACCUGGAGCAAAGAGCGCAUGCAAAAUAUUCUGAUGAGAAGUGCUAAGACCCUGGAGGGAGGGACUCUUGGUGGCAAAUUCUAACAUGGGGAAGCGGCCCUUUGCCAUUGAAUGUUCACUUGCAUUCCAAAGCAUCUCAAUAUGGAUGACAGACUAGCAUGAAAAAUAAAAGCUUUUUCUUUUUUCAUCAGUGGCCUUCUUGAAUUAAAACAUUCAACCAUUAAACACGGUGGGGGGGAGGUAUGAGAGAGCAAGCCUCUGCAUAAAAUAUAUACUCGUAGUUUUUUUUUGUCUUCGCAUGGUGCAUGUUGCAUAUAAAGCUGCUCACUCAAAUAUUUUUUAACAUGCCUGGACAGAGGACGACAAAUACGCUGGGGCUUCACCUUUGCAGCGCUAGAUCCUUUGUCAUUUGUGCUGUGAGGGGGCCAUGUAUUAGCCAAUAUUUAGCUUCUGCCCAUUGGUUGGUCUCUCUCUCUCUCUCUCUCCCUCCCUUCCUUUACAUACCGUAACAGUACUGGACUGCUUUAAGUAUUGAGAAUUCAUCUUUGGCAACAUUCAAAACAUUCCGGUAUCGUUAUGAUUUUUAUUGUGACUGUGAUUCGUCAACAGUACAUAUUUGAUAGCAGAGAAUUGCCUUGUCUUAUCGUUUGGCAUCUUUCCAAAUAAACCAUCUUGCCAAUCCAAACUAUAUUGUACUUUAUGUUUUGGCCUCCUCAUGAAAACCUUUGAUGUAACAAACCUGACUGUUUUUUUGACAGUGGGGAUAUUUUUUUCCAUAAGUUUCGUGAAUGACUAACUACACAGUCUCAAGUUACAUUCCAAGUUGGGUUUUUUCUUUGAGAUGUGUAAAUUCUUUUAUUGAGAUUUUUAUGAAUUGUUUUGGGCUUUUUUUCUAACAUUGCUUUAUUGAACGUUGAAAUAUUUUAAAAAUAUGUUAAUAUUUGGACAAGAUGUUGUGAAUAAUAGUAGAUAAAAGCUAUUUUAUUCUGUAUUUUUAAAAGCUGUUCAGUAUAAAUAAAAGCUGACAUAGAUGCAA
Sphaerodactylus townsendi is the source of this 8095-nucleotide messenger RNA. RefSeq names its product solute carrier family 23 member 2 (gene SLC23A2). The coding region runs from base 245 to 2182 and encodes 645 amino acids. The record is from RefSeq and is a predicted model, not a curated record. Lineage: Eukaryota; Metazoa; Chordata; Lepidosauria; Squamata; Sphaerodactylidae. Gene Ontology annotation, biological process: L-ascorbic acid metabolic process; transmembrane transport. Gene Ontology annotation, molecular function: transmembrane transporter activity. Gene Ontology annotation, cellular component: membrane. The transcript is spliced from 16 exons.